AUGCCUCUACAAUACCUGCGGACUCUAUUGCGGCCUUUCAUUGCCUCCAGCAUCCCUCGGAUAGCUUUGCGACUCCCGAUAACAUCCUCUACACCCUCCGCGAUCCGACCGUUCUCCGCAACUACAUCCCAAAAUGCUACAUACAACCAAGUGAUGCGCGGCUGUCGCGUGGCGCAAAGAGCUCGGAAGGCAACAUCACCUGCCCUGGUGGAUCGGCCCGAGAUGAAGGGCGUGUGUUUGAAGGUGGGCAUUACGAAGCCUAAGAAGCCUAAUUCGGGGGAGAGGAAGAUUGCGAGGGUUAGAUUGAGCAGUGGGAAGGUUGUCACUGCGUACAUUCCCGGUGAAGGGCACAAUGUGCAGCAGCAUUCGGUAGUCCUGGUACGAGGUGGCAGAGCGCAGGAUUGCCCCGGUGUACGAUACCACCUAGUGAGAGGCGCCAUGGACCUGGGAGGCGUUGGCAACCGGAUCACGUCAAGAUCGAAGUAUGGAACGAAGAAACCGAAGUCAGCUUGA
Molecule: messenger RNA, 513 nt
Organism: Coniosporium apollinis CBS 100218
Lineage: Eukaryota; Fungi; Ascomycota; Dothideomycetes
Exons: 3
Coding region: 1-513 (170 amino acids)
Biological process (GO): translation
Cellular component (GO): ribosome; small ribosomal subunit
Molecular function (GO): structural constituent of ribosome
Source: RefSeq, a predicted model, not a curated record